UCACGCUCUUUCUCUCUCCAGUUCGUUCAUGGCUAUCGCCAGCGCUUUCUGCACUUCUCUCCGAUCAGCGAUCUCCGACGCCGAUUCCGGCGUGUACUCUCCUAAUCUACCUCAAUUUGCUGCCGCCAAGUUGCACUCCUCUGCCGCCUUUCUCACAUUUUCCAAUGCCGUUGUCUCCGUUUCUAGCCGGAGAAGGUACAAUGUUUCGUGCACUCUUGAUGGUGUUGAUAGUUUGUCACCAGUAUUAAAAGACGAACAGGGAUCUGUUUCUAUUCCUUUGCCAAUUGUUCAGAUAAUUCAGGAUCCUGAAUGCGAUGCAACCACUGUGGAAAUUAGCUUUGGUGAUCGGCUAGGUCUUCUCAUUGACACGAUGAAGGCACUCAAAGACUUGGGCUUGGAUGUUGUGAAAGGAGUUGUUACGACCCAGGAUUCAGUGAAAAAGACAAAGUUUCUUAUUACACGAUUGGAUACCGGGCGCAAAGUUGAAGAUCCUGAUUUAUUGGAGAACAUUCGUUUGACCAUAAUCCAAAACCUUAUCAAGUAUCAUCCAGAGUCCAGCGAGCGGCUUGCCAUGGGUGAGGCUUUUGGAAUAAAAGCACCAGAAAAGAAGCCGGAUGUUGAUAUCGCGACUCAUAUACAUGUUAAGGAUGAUGGACCUAAGAGGAGUAUGCUGUAUGUUGAAACAGCUGAUCGAUCUGGUUUGCUGAUGGAAGUCAUCAAAAUAAUGGCCGAUAUUAACAUUCAUGUUGAAUCAGCAGAGAUUGAUACAGAAGGUCUAAUUGCAAAGGACAAGUUCUAUGUCAGUUACGGUGGAGCAGCAUUAACUCGUUCUAUGUCUCAGGUGCUUGUAAACUGCCUGCGCUAUUACCUUAGGAGGCCUGAAACAGAUGAUGAAAGUUACUAGCCAGCGCCCAUCCUUGUAUGUACACUAUAUGUAUAAACCUUGUUUGCCAAUCAAUGCAAGGGCUUGAGUCAUCUCAGUUGUCAUGUAA
Messenger RNA from Solanum lycopersicum (tomato), 992 nucleotides. RefSeq names its product ACT domain-containing protein. NCBI's taxonomy places the organism in Eukaryota, Viridiplantae, Streptophyta, Magnoliopsida, Solanales, Solanaceae. The record is from RefSeq and is marked provisional. Gene Ontology annotation, cellular component: chloroplast thylakoid membrane; chloroplast stroma.